AUGACGAGCGGCAGAGGCCUAUCGCACCGCGCAGCAUGUUUUGAGGCAGUGCGAGGAAGUCCUACAGCAAAUCCAGACAAUGAUCAAAGAAUCAGAUUGUCCAGGGAAAUCACGAUGGCAACAAGCGACAAGCAAGUUAUGGAACGUUCUCAAGGAGUCCAAUGUGACUCUGCUGGGGAGUAA
Molecule: messenger RNA, 183 nt
Organism: Penicillium verrucosum
Lineage: Eukaryota; Fungi; Ascomycota; Eurotiomycetes; Eurotiales; Aspergillaceae
Exons: 1
Coding region: 1-183 (60 amino acids)
Source: RefSeq, a predicted model, not a curated record